AUGGCGUCUCGUCUCGCACGCACCAAGGCCGACCUCAGCGCCAAGAAGCACCUGUCUGGCUGGGUGCUGCCGAAGCCUGAGAGCGCCUUCACGCCCGAGCACCAAUGGUCGAACCACGACAUGGAGCCUGUACCGGUUGAGGAGCAGUCGUGGACGAGCGCGACCUUUGCGGCCUACUGGUUCAGCGACUUGAUCAACGCUGGCUCGUGGUCGCAGAUCUCGUCGUUCGUGUCCCUCGGGCUCACUUGGUGGCAGGGUCUUUUGGCAACCUUCACGGGCGGUGUCUUGCUCUGCGUCGUCAUCGUCUUCAACGGUAUCAUCGGCGCUCGUCUUCACGUGCCCUUCUCCAUCAGCUCCCGCGCCGCCUACGGGUACCACCUGUCGCGCUUCGCUGUCGUCUCGCGCAUGGUCAUCGCCUGGUUCUGGUUCUCCAUCAACACGUACCAGGGCGGCACGGGCGUCAAGAUCUGCCUCACCGCCAUCUGGCCCUCGUUCGCCAACCUGAAGAACACCCUGCCCGAGUCGGCCGGCGUCGACAGCUCCAGCAUGCUCUGCUUCUUCCUUUUCUGGCUCUUCCAGUUCCCGUUCACGCUCAUCCACCCUCGCAAGCUCCGCCCCAUCUUCCUCGUCAAGGCCAUCACGCUCCCGAUCGUCGCCAUCGCCAUGAUGGGCUGGACGAUCCACCAGGCCGGCGACCGCGCGUCCGAGGUCAUGCGCGAGCCGUCCAAGCUACACGGCCUCGACGGCUGGUACGCCUUCAUGACUGCGGUAACGGCGUGCAUGGGAACGUGGUCGACCAUGGCGUGCAACAUCGGCGACUUCUCUCGGUACAGCAGGAAGGAGACGGCCGCCUGGCUCCAGAUGCUCUUCGUCCCCGCCAUGUGGACCAUCUGCGCCCUGUUCGGCGCCGUCGCCGCCAACAUGACGACCGUCAUCCCUCGGUACGACGGCGUCGCGACUUUCCAGCCGUUCGACCUCAUCGAGAACGGCGGGUGGCUCGAGUCGAAGGGUGGGCGUGCCGCAGCCUUCUUCUGCUCGGCCGCUUGGGCGCUCGGCAACAUGACCACCAACAUCACCGCCAACUCGAUCUCGUCGGCCAACGACCUCGCCUCGCUCUUCCCCAAGUGGGUCAACAUCUUCCGCGGGCAGAUGUUCGCCGUCAUCAUCGGCGUGUGGGCGUUCGCGCCGUGGAAGGUCCUGUCGUCGGCGGGCUCGUUCAUCAGCUUCAUGUCCUCGUACUCGAUCGUCCUGGCGCCCAUCGCCGCCAUCCUCUGCUCGGACUUCUUCCUCGUCAAGAAGAGCAAGUACAACGUGCCCGAGCUCUACAACUACGGUCGUGGCCUCUACCGCUACACCUACGGCUUCAACCUCCCCGCGCUCGGCGCCCUCCUCGUCAGCAUUCCGCCCAACUUGCCCGGCAUGAUCAACGCCCUCAACUCGAGCGUCGAAAUCGGCAACGCCAAGUACAUCUGUGUGUCCCUCUCCUCCCCUCUCCCUCCCUCGCCGAGCGCCGACUGA
Rhodotorula graminis WP1 is the source of this 1518-nucleotide messenger RNA. RefSeq lists its product as uncharacterized. Gene Ontology annotation, cellular component: plasma membrane. The record is from RefSeq and is a predicted model, not a curated record. Gene Ontology annotation, biological process: nucleobase transport; transmembrane transport. Bases 1 to 1518 code for a protein of 505 amino acids. The transcript is spliced from 12 exons. Gene Ontology annotation, molecular function: nucleobase transmembrane transporter activity. NCBI's taxonomy places the organism in Eukaryota, Fungi, Basidiomycota, Microbotryomycetes, Sporidiobolales, Sporidiobolaceae.